Molecule: messenger RNA, 2472 nt
Organism: Populus nigra (black poplar)
Lineage: Eukaryota; Viridiplantae; Streptophyta; Magnoliopsida; Malpighiales; Salicaceae
Exons: 11
Coding region: 413-2209 (598 amino acids)
Source: RefSeq, a predicted model, not a curated record
UUAUAAUACUCAAUAAAAAAAUUAUUUUACUAAAAAAUACUUAGAAUUCCUCUGGAGUAAAGGGUGUAAGGGUAAAAGAUGCAUUGUUGAUGUUGGGGGUUGCCCACCAAUUCAAUUCUCAAGUACUGCGACUUUAUAAUCACAGUUGAGAGAGAGAGAGAAAGAGAGCUUUUAACUUUUCAUUACCAUUACCUAGUUAGGGCAGCCAUUGAAAGGGGAAAAAGAGCAGAAUCCCGGCUUUCUCGCUGACUCAGUGUGUUAGCUUGGGUUCUAUCUGCAUUGUUCUCCAUUUGCAAGCAGCAGUUAUAGUAUUAGUACUAGUACUCCUACUAUGCAUUUGCCGCUCUUAAGAAGUAAAUCUAAAUCUUAAGCUGUAAAUGUAUGGUAACUGAAUUGAAGUGAAGUGGGGAAGAUGCUUUGUCUUAAAACGGAAGUCCUUCACGAUGACCUCGACAACAACCAUCCUAGUAAUGUCGAUGCUGAAACUGGAAGUGCUGCCACUUCUGGUGGUUUUGUUCUUCCUAUGAACCUGGGAGGUUCGAUUCAUAAAUAUUUGUGGAGGAUUGGAAAGGUGACUACUACCACUAUCACCAGCACUCGAUCUGUUUCUUCUGGAGAUGGGUCUCCUACUUUUUCUGAUCUUGAGUGUUUUCAGGAUGCUCGAACCCGCAACAAAAGAAGUGGGAAAAUGAAAGAUGAGGAUACGUCUUUUUACAAACACCAGCUUGAGCAAGAAGUAAAAAAGUUGCAACAACAAUUGCAAGAGGAGAUUGCCGUGCGCUUAGCUUUAGCAAGUGCUGUUGAACACUCAGAUUCAUCCUUAUCUAAUUCACCUUGUCAGCUUCCUGAUAAGGCUCAAGAGCUCUUGGAUAGCAUAGCUAUUCUGGAAAUCACUGUAUCAAAGCUAGAACAAGAAUCAGUUGCCCUCCAAUAUCAGCUUAGUCAAGAGAGAAAUGAGCGUCGUCUUGCUGAGUACCAUUUGAGGCAUUUGCCGUAUCCAGCAUCAUCAACAUUUGAUUGUUCUCAGUACAACUUUACAGAGAUGAGCAUGAGAACCUGCAGCAUGGAGAAAGCGGAAGGAAAGUCGGAGGAUAAUACCCUCCUGCCACAUGUAAUUAGAGAGCCAGAUAAGGAUCAUUUUGUUGAGAAACUUUGUCACCAUCCUAAUUGGUUAUCAGAAGAAAUGGUCCUGUGCAUGAGAGAUAUUUUCCUCUCCUUGGCAGAUCCGUCCAAACUUUCUUCUCCUGAGUGUUUAGCGUCACCAUCUUCACCUCAGGGCCACCUUUCUUAUUCUUCUUUGGCAUCUUUCUCAGACUCGCCCAUAAAGAACUCCUUGAUGAAGAGUCCCCCAGAUGACAUGGAACAUGGUUUGGAGGUCUCUGCAAGAUAUUGCAAGUUAGAUCCGUACAGAGUUCCUGGUAAAGUAGAUUGGAUGGAGAAUAUUGGAACCUACUGCAAUGCAGUUGAGGUGUCUUGGUUGUCUGUUGGGCAGAAAGAGCUGGAGUAUGCUUCUGGAGCUCUCAAAAGAUUUAGGUUACUUGUUGAACAGUUGGCUGAAGUUGACCCAUCUUGCCUGAGUUGCAAUGAGAAGUUGGCAUUUUGGAUCAACGUGUACAAUGCAUUGAUUAUGCAUGCAUUUCUAGCAUAUGGAGUCCCAAAAAGUGAAAUUAAAUUAUUUUCCUUGAUGCAGAAGGCUGCUUACAUAAUCGGAGGGCAUUCCAUCAGUGCUGCUGACAUUGAAUACAACAUUCUGAAGAUGAAACCCCCAGCUCAUCGCCCACAAAUAGCCUUGGUUCUUGCACUUCAGAAAUUUAAGAUAACUGAGGAGCAGAAGAAGUUUUCCAUUGAUCAACCUGAGCCUCUCCUAGCUUUCGCAUUAAGUAGUGGGAUGCAUUCAUCACCUGCAGUGCGGAUCUUCAGGCCUGAGAAUGUGAAUGAGUUGCUUCAGAAUUCAUUGAAGGAUUAUGUCCAAGCAUCUGUUGGUAUAAGCAAUAAGAGUAAACUAUUGGUGCCAAAGUUGCUGUAUUGUUUUGCCAAAGGCAAUGUAGAGGACUCGCUACUGCCUGACUGGAUCUGCCAAUUCCUAACCCCGGAGCAAGCUGUUGUGGUUAGAGAUCGUUUAUCAAACCACAAGUGGAGACUCCUCGGUGCCCGAAGCUUCUCUAUCCUACCCUUCGAUUCAAGGUUCCGCUUUCUCUUCCUGUUGUAGAACACUGGAAAGGUUUAUUAGUUUUUCUCAGGUCAAACAUUUGGUUCUUGCAAAUGUACAGUAGAGUCCAAGUACAUAACCUCUUACUCAAUGUUCAUGCAAGUCAAGGUUUUGCAAUACCAUGAGCCUGAUUUGAGCGACCUUGUGAGUAUAGAAGCUGUUACAAAAAUGUGUAUUUUGAAACUGUAUUGUACAGUCACAAUUUCUGUUACUAAAUUCUUCCUCGUAGAAUCUGAAUUGGUGAGCUUAUGAGGUUGCAAGGA